This is a messenger RNA of Cantharellus anzutake, 588 nucleotides long. RefSeq lists its product as uncharacterized. Bases 1 to 588 code for a protein of 195 amino acids. The record is from RefSeq and is a predicted model, not a curated record. The transcript has 3 exons. NCBI's taxonomy places the organism in Eukaryota, Fungi, Basidiomycota, Agaricomycetes, Cantharellales, Hydnaceae.
AUGAUUACGCUGAACAAUCUCUUCCAAAGAUUGAACCGCCGUCUCACAGGGUUAUCGUUGGUGGUUCUCGGUGAAUCCAAAACGAUGAGACUUGGGCAAGUUACUACCAUUAAGACUGGUGAACGUGGACGACUCCACCAAGCUGCGAGAACAUGGAAGGCCAAACCCGCCUCUUCCAUCAAACUACUCCCCCCAGACGAUUUAAAGCGUACAGUUGGUCCGCAAGACAAUUUCUUCGCUUCAGGUGCCAGAGCCAUUGGGGGAAUUACCCAGUUGGAUUUGAUACUUCGUGCCAUUCACUAUGGUGCCCUGCCGGACAUUGAGGAGCGUCUCAUUUUGGCAGCUCUCGGGGUUGUUCCCGACUCGGGAAUUCAAAAGAUAUGUCGCACUGCGUAUGAGAGAUUAGAAGCGACCCUAUAUACUGUUCAAAGCGCUCAGACUGUCUACAGCACGGAAGGUGUGAUCACUUGUGAGGAGCAUUCUCAUAAGCGAUUGCGACGUCCCCCGGGCGCUCGGCACUGGGAUGUGAAUGCGGACGAUGACAAGAACACCGGCCAGUCUAGAGCUCGGAUGGCGAGCCCUCAAUGA